Camellia sinensis is the source of this 393-nucleotide messenger RNA. NCBI's taxonomy places the organism in Eukaryota, Viridiplantae, Streptophyta, Magnoliopsida, Ericales, Theaceae. The record is from RefSeq and is a predicted model, not a curated record.
AUGGCGUCGGCCGCAUCUGAGUGUUGUGUUGUUGAAUCUGUUAUUAAAUCUGAGUGUUGUGUUGUUGAAUCUGUUAUUAAAUCUGAGUGUUGUGUUGUUGAAUCUGUUAUUAAAUCUGAGUGUUGUGUUGUUGAAUCUGUUAUUAAAUCUGAGUGUUGUGUUGUUGAAUCUGUUAUUAAAUCUGAGUGUUGUGUUGUUGAAUCUGUUAUUAAAUCUGAGUGUUGUGUUGUUGAAUCUGUUAUUAAAUCUGAGUGUUGUGUUGUUGAAUCUGUUAUUAAAUCUGAGUGUUGUGUUGUUGAAUCUGUUAUUAAAUCUGAGUGUUGUGUUGUUGAAUCUGUUAUUAAAUCUGAGUGUUGUGUUGUUAAAUCCGUUGUUGUUCUGUUGUGUUGUUGA